AAUCUAUGAUGUCGAAUUUUCACUAUCUUUUCUAGUUUACGAGAUCUAAACGGGAAAGACAACAAAAAACACAAACAGCCAUGCUAGAUCUAUAUUAAAAAAAACACUAGAUCUAGGUAAAAAUUACGGGGGUAAUUACGUAGACCCUCUAUAUUAAUAUUGCCGACACAGUUUGACACAAUCCUGAUCUAAGUCACAGGCCCAGGGACAAGUCUUGGUUCAACCCUGUUUGAGUAAUUGACCCUUCUGAAAGGAAUCCAAGGAAAUGUUUUGCAUCUGUUUCCUGGGCCUCAUAUUGCAAGACUAUCAUGGCUAUCAAGAAGGCAGAGAACCCUGAGGAAAGACUGACAUUUUUCUUCUUUGGACCUCAGCAACCGUGUGAGUGUCUGGCAUAAUAUGGCCCCUUGAGGAUCAGCGUGUGCAUUGUGACAGGACUAUUGGGGCUGUCUUACAUCUCCUCCAAUGCGAUGAACAAGAAAAUCACACACCAUGGCCUGUAUUAAACAGCUUAUUAAGUUUGUAAAGCUUUUGCUUAUCGCGGUACGCUUUACUCUAAGCUCAACUGAUUUGCCAUGUGAUGCUUAUUGUUUUAAAGGAAGCUUCUGUAAAGGCCAAGAUUGUAUACCUUGUCCAUAUGGGACUUUCAUAUCACAAGAUGGCCAUACUUUCACAGUUUGUAAAAGGUGGACCACAAUGUCUGGACCUAAUAUCAUUCAGAUUACACCAGGUUCUGAGAGUAGAGAUAUAGUGUGGGGAUGUGAAACUGGAUACAUCAAACAUGAUAUCAAUGCCGCUGAAUGGGACUGCAUCAAGGCCCCCACAACCACCACAACCACUACAAUAACCACAUCUACAUCUACGUCAAUCUCAACUACAAUCAAGCCAACAAUGGCAACAGUUCCAGUGGGCAGCUCUCAGGAGUUAGAAACUCCUUAUAUAGCUGCAAUAGCAAUUGGAUGUAGUGUCAUUAUAAUAGCAGCAAUAAUUAUAUACCUGUAUAUUAGAUAUUGUAGGAGACGUCCUAAUAAUACUGAUCGAUCUGGUGAAGUAAGAUACCAUAGACCUCCAAAUGCUACUGUGCCUGAUAAAGAUUUACUUGACCUGUUCUCAGAAAUUGAGAGAGUUUUGAGCAAAGAUGAUAUCAUUAGGUUAAUUGACUAUUUACAUGAUCCCAAUGGCAAGAUCAUUAAACAGAAAGAAUCACAAAAGGCUUUGAUAAGCUGGGCAAAUGGAUAUCCUGAAUUUGAUCACCCAUCAUUGAUCAGGGACACACUUUCUAGAAUAGGCAUUGAAUUGCCUUUAAACUCAAGUGAGAUUAAUUCUUUGACUCUAGCUGAUGGUUUAUUUAAAGCAGAUAGACUUAAUAAUGCAUUUAAAAAUUUCUGUGGAGAAAUGUGCACUUGGCUAGGCAUGGAUGCUGAAAAAUUAGCUAUACUUUUAAAUCUCAAAAAUCAAUUAGAUAUCCAAAAAUCUUCAAAAAACUUUGAGUUGGCGUUCACUGUUUGCAUGGGAAAGUGGGCUUUUGGACAUCCAUUUAGGUACACAGAAAAUGAUAGAGAAUGGGAGCCCUUGACUAUUGUAAGGAGAAAACUGAUUGAAAUGGAAAGGAAUGAUAUUGUGGAAGAUCUGCCAACACUUACUUCUUGUGUUUAUACAGCAAUGGAGAAUUACAACUCACAGAGCUAUCAAAAUGGCGCCACCAAUAUUGUAUAGCAUAGUACUAUAUAGUAAUAGUUAUUUAAAAAUAUGCUUAUUGACAUAUGAAGGAUAUUAUGUAUUUUUAAAUAUUUGUAUAUAUACUUACCUGCUGGUCGCAACUGCACUCUUCCUUAAUCUUCGAAAUCAAAGACAUUGCAAUUAUUAUUAUUAUGUAUACUUACAUAUAUUUUAGGGCAGCGGUAGUUGUGUCAAAAAGGACCAUGCCCAACCUUAAUUUUCUAUCUUAUAGUCAUGAAAAGAAUACAAUAAUUGCCUUUUUUUUUUUUUUUUGUAAAAAUGUUUAUUGAUAAUUUCAACUUGUCCCUAAUCAGAAUUAAAGGCCAGUUCCUAAAGGCCCUGUAUUAAUUUUUAUUGUAAAAGCAUACAAUUUGUCACUUCCUUUGUUUACCAAGUGAAUUAAGCCACCUAACAAGUAGCAUUUCGGAUUAAAUUUAUGGAUUGUGGGAACUCAUGUACUGGCUCUAAUCCUAAAAUGUUGUCUUCAUUACAUUUUUGAUAGAUGCCUAUUUUUGUUCACUUUAAGUGCAUCAUAUCAUCUACAGGCUGCAUACUAGACAUAGACAUUCUCACCUGGUUAGUGUCACGAGUCGAGUCUGUGACCUAUUUCGACCAAGUUCUAGAAGCGAGGUCAAACCAGUGCAAGUGUUCAGCGUAAACAAGUUAAUUUUAGGUAUCCAAUCAAAGAAAGAGGUUAAGGAAAAAAAUAGCAUAUGUCAGCUUCUAGAAGGUCAAAGUUUCUAAAAUAAUUAUUUGAGAAGUUUCCAUGAUUCUGGAAUGUACGAUUGAAAAAGUAUAAAUUAGGGGAAAGUCAGACAGGGUCCUCGCAUAGUAGUGGUUCUUGUAGAGCGAUGGUCCUUGCUUGGUCCUCGCUUAGUCCUCACUUAGUAAUAGUUUGGUAGAGUAGUAUUAGCGGGUCUAUUAAUUAAAGUUUUAUUAGUUGAAGUAAUAUUAUUAGUUGAAGCUGAAUGUUAUACUAAGUGAAGUUGCAUAUAUCUUUAAGUUUUAUUUAUGAAGUAUCAAGUCAAGUUGUUAUUGAAUUGAGAAGUUAAUUUUAUGUUAAAAUUUGAAGAAGUAUUAUUAAAGAAGUUUGGAAGAAAAUACAGAGAGAUGUAUCUUCACUUCAUUGGAUUAUCAAGUUUGAUAAUAUAAUCCCCGGCAAAUGUGAUUGUCACAGUUAGGUCCUUUUGUCUUGUAUUGGGAUUAGACAUUUUUCACUAAGUAGAGAGUAAAUAAUCAUUCAACAUUAAAUGGCAAUAUGUCACACUAAUAAAUGAGUUUUUUUUUAAUUUGUAAGCUUAAUGACUUCUAAAUUAAAAACAAAAUUACAAAGAAUUGUACUGUUUAAAUGUGCUACAUACUUUGCAUAACACUGUCAAGGACUUUCUGGUUUCUCAUUGAUCCUUUCAUGUUAAAAAACCCCCACACAUAUCUAAUUGGUGCAGAUAUUUAUUACAUUUUUUCCUUAUCUAAUGCCAUUAUUUAAGUAGAACAAAGUGCAUGGGAAAGUUUUUUUUUCAAUUUUAACUUUGUAUAAUACAAUAUAAAGUUAACUUUUCAUUGAAUGACCCUGGUAUUACUACAAUAAUGCAAUGAUCCUCAAAUAGUUCAUACUUAAGGCUGUAAUUUUUUCAAACAUUCAAAAAGUGUAACAUUAGUGUAAAAUUUCUCUUUAUUUGUCUGAAUACUAAAGUUUGAUGAUAGCCUGUGUCAUUUCUUAGUAGUGAGAUGUAUUGGAAUAUUUCCUAGUGCAAUAUUGAUUUGUGAGUUAUUCUUUUUUUUUAUUUUCUAUAUACCCUCUAUACUUUUUAAUAUUAUUUGUUUCAUAUGUUACAGUAUUGAUUUACUACAAUAUGACUCAUUUAAUUUGUAAAUAAAAUAAAUGCUAACAUAAAAUAGGAUAUAUGCAAAAGAAUCAACUUUUUUUUGUUCUUAUCCUGAGAGCUCUUGCUACAAGUAUUCAUUAGACAAGGAUGCUUAUUUGUAUACAUAUUGUUACAUUUCUUGUUAUUUAUAUUUUUAAAUUGUUAGUGGUUGCUCUCUGUCAUAUAUUUUCUGGUUUAUAUACAUUUUUGGCCUUUACAGUGAAAUUUUACAUUUAGACUUCAAUUUCUUAAUAAAACAUGUUUAAAAAAAUGAACAACCAAAAAAAAAAAAGGCAAUUUUUACUCAGCUUUCUAAAAUAUUUCUUUGAUAUUGUUUAUAGAUCUGUGUAUAAAUGUAUACCGGUACACACAUUGUUUAAAUGCAUUUUGUAUUUAUGCCAUUCACUAUUUGAUCUUGUAAUCUUUUUUUAUAAUCUUUAUGUGUGAUUCAUCAAUUCAUUACAGUUGUGUAUCAGAGUAUGUUUUUCUGUAGUGUAACAAGUUUUUUUUUUAUUAUAAAGUACUUAAUUUUUUUAUUUUUUUUUCAAUUACACAAGUUUUGUCAGUAUUUAAUGUGUUGCAGUUGAACUAAUAUGAAGACAAUGUUAUGUUUUGUAACAUAUAUUCAAAGUUAUCUUGAGGCCUUAUACGUUUUUAUGCGUAUAGUUUGUUAGUGCUAUAACUGGUGUUCAGUUUUGUUAUUAUUACUGGAAGUCAGUAACUGAUGGCUAGUGGAUUAAGUGCUUUGACUAAGCAAAUUAUUUCAAUCACACUAAAGUCUCUGGCCUGUUGGAGGCUACGAGAAUAGCAUUGUUGAAAAGAAUAGUUUCCUUAUCAUAUAUUUAAAAUUGUAUGUGAAAGCCUUUUUUUUUUCCCUCCCCUGGAUUGAGGUUAAAUAAAGAGCCAGAACUUGUCAGAUGCAUGCUUUAGGAAAAAUGGAAUGGCCAGAUCUCCAAAAUCCGCCUCAUCAUAGUACUGGGAUGCGUGGUCGAGAGGCUAAGUAUGCUUGAACUUGGCUUGGCUUAGUUGGGCUACCUAUGAAAGGGUCCUGAAGGUUUGACACCCGACUCGAGAAGAGUUGUGUUUACUGAGCGCUUAAAGUCCCAGAUACCCCCUACUCCCAACUGAUCCACAGAUAAGAUUGGACCAGUAGCGCUAUAUAAAAACUAUAAUAUAAUUUUUUUUUAUUUACUGCUGAUUUUUUUUUUUUUUUUUGUCAGCUGUGAGCUGUAUCUCUUGCUCACUUCUUGGCUCUGCCCUGCAUCGGCAGAAGGUGGAGAGAAGAUCGCCGUGUGUCACAUGACUGUCAAUGACAUAAAAUUGACAUGGGGAGUGGGGGGGUGAGAUGAGUUUUUCUUUGAAAUGGUGUUGUUGAUCAAAAAACUUUUUUUGUUUACUUAUCGAGUACAUUUGUCAGCUAGAUGUACAUCUGCCUGAAUUUUCCUGGUUAUAGGGUGCCAUAAUAAAAAAAAUGCUCAGCCUCUGUUUUCCCAAAUGAUCUCAUGACUUAAGCGGCAACUACUAUCAUGCUGGGAAAAAGCCUAUCAAUAUGAAGUUGGCAAAUAUCAACAUUCCUGCCAACUUCAACAAUCAUUGUUGUUGUUUUACUAAAUACUGAUUGUAUAUAGAUUUAUAUCCUUUACCCAAUUGUGUUGAAGAACAUGUUUGAUUGAUUGACAUUAGGAGUGUAAAACAAGAAUGCUUGCAUGCUGCACACUUUUUUAUGAAAUAAAAUUCUUUUGAUCAAGUU
Molecule: messenger RNA, 5331 nt
Organism: Biomphalaria glabrata
Lineage: Eukaryota; Metazoa; Mollusca; Gastropoda; Planorbidae
Exons: 4
Coding region: 490-1713 (407 amino acids)
Source: RefSeq, a predicted model, not a curated record